AUGAAAUAUGUAGACGAAGAAACCCGAGCUUUGGUCCAUCAGCAGAGAAUUAAUGAUCUAGAAGAAGAUAAUUUUUUAGCAGCAAAUAGACUGUAUAUAUAAAUUUAGCGAAGAAAUGACUUUUGGGGAUGAUAGUGCGUUCACAUUCGAAGAUGAACUUUUGCCUAGAAAAAUCAAAAAAACACAAAAAUGCGUUAAAGGUAAUGUGGAGACAGAAAAUGAAAUUUUAGAAGAAAACGAGUCACCGCUUUAUUCCAAAAAGAAAAGAAAAACAAAAAAAUCACCUUUGAUUAAGAAAAGGGUGCAUCAGAGAAAAUCACUGGAAAGAAUUAUUUUGGAAGAGGUAAAGAAUAUUCAGGGACUAUCUAUAAAUGAUGCAGUGCCUAAUUAUUUGACAAUGAGUGUUAAAGCUUCAGAUUAUCCUAGAAGAUUUUUUUGUACAGUUUGUGGGUUUCAGCAUAAAUAUACUUGUAUAAGAUGUGGGGAAAGAUAUUGCAGUAAAAAGUGUGAGUCUGUACAUAAGGAAACAAGAUGUCUUAAAUUUUCAGACUAA
This is a messenger RNA of Blepharisma stoltei, 553 nucleotides long. The record is from the annotation of a GenBank genome assembly. NCBI's taxonomy places the organism in Eukaryota, Ciliophora, Heterotrichea, Heterotrichida, Blepharismidae.